UGGCGUGCAGCCGCGUGGGUCUGAUGGCCGGCUGGUGAGAUCAAGGCCCUGGGCAGCAUGGCGGCGCUCAGGGAGUCCUUCUCCACAGGCUUCGCGGUCACCUUCUCGCUUGCCGAGAAGUUCACGUCGUACGUGAUCGAUAAAACAGACAAGGCGGUCACGCAACUCUUUCCCGGAGCAAGGCGCGUCGACUGCCGAGAGGGCACCUUCGUGUACCACGUGGCCAGCAGGCUUCCCUGGAGCGAGGUGUUCUCUCGGCUCAACACGGUGAGCCAGUGCGUCAGGUUCGAGUCCGUGCUCGUGGCCCAGAGCUCGCUGGACGAGGUGCUGCUCGGCAUGGGGCGCGCCGAGAUGGCCGAGGACGCGACGGUGGGCAGGCUAGCCGCGUACGAGGUGUUCGGGUCCCACUACAGGGACGACCCCUGGGGUCGAGAGCGGCAGCUGAAGCACGAUCGCCGACAGAAAGUGCGCCAGCACCGCAAGAAGGACGCCGCCAAGACGAGCACGGAGAAAGCCGCGUAGACUGUCGCUCAUGGUGCUGUGAUUACGUCGCGUUGUUCUUGUUUUGUGUUAUAUAUGCCGGAAUGGCAAAUUUUCUUCAUGUGAGAGAGC
Molecule: messenger RNA, 612 nt
Organism: Rhipicephalus sanguineus (brown dog tick)
Lineage: Eukaryota; Metazoa; Arthropoda; Arachnida; Ixodida; Ixodidae
Exons: 2
Coding region: 58-522 (154 amino acids)
Source: RefSeq, a predicted model, not a curated record